Rhinichthys klamathensis goyatoka is the source of this 2449-nucleotide messenger RNA. RefSeq names its product protocadherin alpha-3. The transcript has a single exon. Gene Ontology annotation, biological process: homophilic cell-cell adhesion. Bases 62 to 2449 code for a protein of 795 amino acids. NCBI's taxonomy places the organism in Eukaryota, Metazoa, Chordata, Actinopteri, Cypriniformes, Leuciscidae. The record is from RefSeq and is a predicted model, not a curated record. Gene Ontology annotation, cellular component: plasma membrane. Gene Ontology annotation, molecular function: calcium ion binding.
UUUUACUAUAACAAUGUGCGAAUGUGUUUAGUUUGUCCUCUGGAUGUGGUGUUGACGGAUCAUGGCGAAUUCACUAAAGGAACGAAACAUAUCGUGGAUAUAUCUGACUGUAUUUUAUUUCCUUCCGAGGAUGUUUUCUGGGCAAAUUGUGUUUUCUGUGUCGGAGGAGGCCAGUCCUGGGACUACCGUUGGCAAUAUAGUCAAAGAUUUAAACCUUAAUUUGCAAGAACUGGAACACCGUGGAUUUCAGAUCGCUUCUGGACCCAACAAGAGGUAUUUCGAUGUAAAUAUGAAAACAGGAAUACUGCAAAUUAAAGAGAAAAUAGACAGAGAAGAGCUAUGUGGACGCAGCUUAAAAUGCGCCUUAGAAUUGGAGGCCAUUGUUAAUUCGCCAUUGAACAUGUACCGAUUUGAAGUAAAUGUUUUGGAUAUAAACGACAAUUCUCCCACAUUUCACUCCUCGUCGUUACAAUUAAAUGUAUCUGAGGCGGCAUUUAUAGGGGAAAAAUAUUCUUUACCAAGUGCUGAUGAUGCGGAUGUGGGCAGUAAUUCAGUAAAGACCUACAAGCUGAGUCCGAAUGAACACUUUUCUCUGGAUGUACAGAGCGCAGGAGAGCAGAGUGUGUCUGCUGAGUUAGUGCUGCAGAAAGCUUUAGAUCGAGAGAAACAAGCAGUGAUCCAGCUCACACUGACCGCUGUAGACGGAGGAAAACCUCCAAAAUCAGGGACAAUACAUGUAAUUGUUAAUAUCAUAGAUGCGAACGACAAUAUUCCUGUGUUUACAAAGUCGCUUUACAAAGCUCGAAUUCUAGAAAAUGCUCCCAUUGGAAGUUCCGUUAUCACAGUACAUGCGAGUGAUGCGGACGAAGGAAUAAACGGAGAGGUAGUAUACUCUUUCAUAAAACAUGUUAAUGAUAAACACAUCGAAUCUUUCGCAAUUAAUCAAGUGACUGGUGAAAUUACAGUUAAAGGUAAAUUAGACCACGAGUCAAACAAUGCUAUUGAAAUACGUGUGCAAGCGAAAGAUAGAGGUUCGCUUCCAAGAGCAGCUCAUUGUAAAGUAUUGGUCGAAAUAAUGGACGUUAACGACAAUAUUCCUGAAAUAUCUGUAACGUCUCUUGUUAAUGUUGUUAAGGAAGGUUUACCAAAAGGGACAAUGGUCGGUCUGAUUACAGUAAAAGAUAAUGAUUCUGGUGAAAAUGGAUCUGUAAAAUUGAAAAUAAUUGAUUCCCUUCCGUUUGCAUUACAGAACACCUAUAAAAAUAAAUAUUCUCUAGUGGUAGAUGGUCCUCUAGACAGAGAGCGCGCGUCCGUGUAUAACGUGACCAUCACAGCUACUGAUGAAGGGACUCCGCCUCUCUCCAGCACCAGUGUCAUUGCUGUACACGUUUCUGAUGUGAAUGACAACGCGCCGCGCUUUCCAGAGCCCGUCAUUAAUGUUUCUGUGAAAGAGAACAGUCAGAUUGGAGCUGUUAUUCAUACAGUAUCUGCUUUAGAUCCUGAUGUAGGUGAUAAUGCCCGGAUAACAUAUUCUUUACUAGAAAGCUCUAAAAGCGGCCCAGUAACAUCCAUGAUCAACAUAAACUCUGACAGUGGAGAUAUACACAGUUUACAGUCGUUUAACUAUGAGGAGAUCAAAACAUUUCAGUUUAAGGUUCAGGCCACAGACUCUGGUGUUCCUCCUCUCAGCAGUAACGUGACUGUAAAUGUUUUUAUCCUGGAUGAGAAUGACAACAGUCCCGGGAUUCUCGCGCCCUAUUCCGAGCUCGGUUCCGUUAACACAGAGAACAUUCCCUAUUCUGCUGACGCGGGCUACUUUGUGGCCAAGAUCAGGGCUGUAGAUGCAGAUUCUGGUUACAAUGCGCUGCUGUCUUACCACGUCUCUGAACCCAAAGGAAACAAUCUGUUCCGAAUCGGAACCAGCAGCGGGGAGAUCAGGACUAAGAGGAGAAUGAGUGACAAUGACCUGAAAACUCACCCGUUGGUCAUUUUGGUUUGUGAUAACGGAGAGCCCUCACUGUCAGCGACUGUGUCUAUUGAUGUUGUGGUUGUUGAAAGCUCUGGUGACGUCAAGACCCCAUUCAGACAUGCGCCGAUAAAGGAGGAGAGUUUCUCGGAUUUAAAUCUGUAUUUGCUGAUCGCCAUUGUGUGUGUGUCCGUCAUCUUUUUACUGAGCCUCAUCAGUUUGAUAGCGGUAAAAUGCCACAGGACAGACGGCAGUUUGGGCAGGUACAGCGCCCCGAUGAUCACCACACACCCUGACGGGAGCUGGUCUUACUCCAAAGCUACUCAGCAGUAUGACGUGUGUUUUAGCUCGGACACACUGAAGAGUGACGUAGUGGUUUUCCCCGCGCAAUUUCCCCCUGCAGAUGCAGAACUGAUCAGUAUUAAUGGAGGAGACACGUUUACCAGAACACAAACACUUCCUAAUAAAGAAAAGGUAAGAUAA